ACUGUCUGUCUAGUCAGUCUAGUCAAAAAUAGACCGACCUGCUGGCUGUGAAAACCAUAUUCCACUCUGGUCUCCGUGGUCCACAGCUCCGCUCGCUGCAGUGUUAAGUCGACAUUUUUUUAACAUGAAUCCCGCUGCAGCAAACAGCUUUAGACAGUCUAGGACGGAAAGCGAUUUUCCACCGCGGAGGCGACAACAAGUGAGCUAGCUAGCUGCUCCGCCGCUGACGACCGUCUGUGCUCCGCUCGGCGUCUCCUCCGCUAGUUACCGUUUAGUCAGACAGGUAAACGCGGAUGAACAGGUGAUCUCUGCACACUGACACGGCUUCAAGUCGAGCCGCUCGACGGCGAGCAAGCAAAUCUCUAUUUUUUUCCUCCCGGUGUGGAAGAUCCACCUGUCUCCGUUGCAUAUAAGCUAAAAUUAGAGUCUUUUUUUUCCUCCAAAACCAUGGCCUGUAGUUUCCUAAAUACGGACGAGUCGUCUCCUCCGGCUCUGACAGACCUGUGCCUGACCCAUGUGAGUCAGAACCUGGACUGUUUCUGUGCGAAGCGUCCUGAUGGCUCGCUGUGCUUCAGAGAGGCUGUCCUCUUCCCCCAGGAGCUGGCCGACCAGCUGCUGGCCAAGAUGGCCACUGAAGGUCUGUUGAAUGACAGCACGGUGGGUGUAUUUCGUAACUGUGAAUACCUGCGUCUGAGGCGAGCCUGCCUCCGUACGGCCCGUAUCUCUGCCGAGGCCUUCCAGAAAGCCCUCUGCCCUCACAGACUGCUGGAGCUGGAUGCUGCCCGGGUCAAUGCUGACCUCACUAUCCCUGAUAUCCUACAGGGACUGGCCACCAAUAAAUACUGCCAGGAGUCCCUCCAGCGACUUGUCUUAACAGGUCUCACCAUGUCAUCUCUGGAGGAACCAAUCCGAUAUCGCUUCAGCUCCCUGCAGGGCCUCCGCUCCCUCUCUCUAGCCAACGUAGACUUCUACGACUCCGGGCUUGUCGAAGUGUGUUCCCUGCCUCGACUGGAGAGCCUGGAUCUCUCCAACACGUCGGUCACCAACCUGAGCCCGCUGCUGGGCCUGAAGGAGCGGCUGCGCUCGCUCACUCUGCACCAGCUGAAGAGGCUGGAGAUGAGCACCGCGCAGCUGCUGGGAGUCAUCGGCCAGCUGGACGUCCUGCAGCACCUGGACAUCAGUGAUGAUAAGCAGUUCACUUCUGACGUGGCUCGUCAGCUGCUGGGACAGCCAGGGAUCCUGCCCGCGCUGGUUUCCCUGGAUGUGUCAGGAAGGAAACAGGUGACAGAUGCAGCUGUUAAGACUUUUGUUGAGGAGAGACCAGGGAUGACCUUUAUGGGUCUUCUGGCCACAGAUGCUGGAUUUUCUGACUUCCUCUCUGGAGAAGGAAACCUAAAGGUAACAGGAGAAGCCAAUGAGACCCAGAUCUGUGAGGCCCUGCGUCGCUACAGUGAGAGGGAAGGUUUUGUGAGAGAGGCUCUGUUCCACCUGUUCAGCCUGACACACGUCAUGGAGAAACCCAGGCCCGACAUCCUCAAGCUGGUGGUUUUGGGUAUGAAGAAUCACCCCGCCACUCUGAAUGUCCAGCUGGCAGCCAGCGCCUGUGUGUUCAACCUGACCAAGCAGGACCUGGCAGCAGGGAUGCCGGUCCGACUGCUGAGCACCGUCACCCAGCUGCUGCUGGAGGCCAUGAGGACGUUCCCCAACCACCAACAGCUGCAGAAGAAUUGCCUGCUGUCUCUGUGCAGUGAUCGCAUCCUGCAGGAGGUUCCAUUCAACAGGUUCGAAGCUGCCAAACUGGUGAUGCAGUGGCUCUGCAACCAUGAAGACCAGAACAUGCAGAGGAUGGCUGUGGCCAUCAUUUCCAUCCUGGCGGCUAAGUUGUCCACAGAGCAGACAGCUCAGCUGGGAGCAGAGCUGUUCAUAGUGAAGCAACUGCUCCACAUCGUGCGUCAGAAGGCCACUCAGGGCGUGGUGGACGCCACCCUCAAGUUCACACUGAGCGCUCUCUGGAACCUCACUGACGAAUCACCAACGACAUGCCGCCAUUUUAUCGAGAACCAGGGCCUGGACCUCUUCAUUAAGGUUCUAGAGUCCUUCCCCAACGAGUCCUCUAUCCAGCAGAAGGUUCUGGGCCUGCUGAACAACAUUGCGGAGGUUGGGGAGCUGCACGUGGAGCUGAUGGUGCAGGGCUUCCUGGACCACAUCAGCACCCUGCUGCACAGCCCGGAGGUGGAGGUCAGCUACUUCGCCGCGGGGAUCCUCGCACACCUGACGUCACGAGGAGAGGAAGCCUGGACGCUCAGCUCCGAGCUGCGAUCCUCGCUGCUGGAGCAGCUGCAUGAUGUCAUUAUGAAGUGGCCGGCGCCGGACUGUGAAAUGGUGGCCUACAGGUCAUUUAACCCCUUCUUCCCCCUGCUGGAGUGCUUCCACACCCCGGGUGUGCAGCUGUGGGCGGCCUGGGCCAUGCAGCACGUCUGCAGCAAGAACGCCGCGCGCUACUGCAGCAUGCUGCUGGAGGAGGGCGGCCUGCAGCAGCUGGAGCUGGUUCACACUCACCCACAGACACACAAAGAUGUCAAACUGUUGGCCAAGAGCAUCCUGGAGAGCCUGCAGCGCCACAGAGCACGCACCGGGCAGCCUGCACACAAGUCCCCGCCCUCCACUACAGUAGCCUCACAGAGAAAAUGAGGCCCCUCCCCCCCGACCAGGAGCAGGACAUAAGUUGGGUCCCACCACAGAGAGGAUUAUGUAUGUUUGUGUGUGUGCAUGUGUGUGUGUGUGUGUGUGUGUAUAUGCAUAUCCCACGCACAAACACACUUUAUCAAGAAUCCUAAGAAACGUUACAGGACAAAGACUACGAGAUUCUUUGCACACAAACUUUAUUUAUUUUCUUUGUAAUUGUUCCCAAAAAACGAUUAUUUCUGUGUGCUAAUAUUGUGAUAAAAUAAUUAAAUUAUGAGAACAAUUGUUGGUCAGUUAAGCUAAAAUCUCAACAUGAGGUUCAUGUCUGUGCUCGCUCAUUAGUCUGACAUCAUGAUGAUUUUUGUACCAAAAAAAAAAAAAAAAACUCAUCAGUGCACACGUACACUACUGGUCAAAAGUUUUAGAACACACCAACUUUUCCAGAAUUUAAUUGAAAAUUAUGCAGUUUAAUGUCUCAGUGUACUCUGAAAUUAAUGCACAUUUGCAACAUUUAAAAUUCUUUAUUGAGCAUGAUAGUUUUUGAAAGUAAAAAAAGAUUCAAAAUCACAUUUUAUGUUGGACUAAAGGACUAAAAAAAGACACCAAAAGACACAAAAUGACUAAAAAAAGACACAAAAUGACAAAAAAGACACCAAAAGACACAAAAUGACUAAAAAAAGACACAAAAUGACUUACAAAGACAUGAAAAGAAUUCAAAAAUGGACAAAAUAGCCCAAGACUCCAUAGAGUUAAGUUGUUAACCCAUUUCUUGUUCCCUGAAAAAGGCCUACUUUAUAAUUCUGAAAUGUACAUUAUUUUUCAGUUUUGGUUAACCUUACCUUUUUUUAUUUACCUCUGGCAGUUCACCACUUACCUUCGUACCCUUUCAAGCUGUUCAUUUGACUUGAACUGCUUGAAUUUCAAUAAAAAACUGGAAAAAUUGGAGCGUUCUAAAACUUUUGACCGGUAGUGUACAAAUCUCUGUUUAGGACUAAAAGCCUAAAAGCUCCAGUGAGGGCCGAGGCCCUCUGGCUCCUGUAUGUUACUGAAGGCUCUGGUUGUCUGAACUGGUCCAUUAGCUCAUUAGAUAUACGCAUGACACUGCUGUGAGCUCAAGCAUGCUGGAGUUUGUCUGAAUGCUUGUACUGUUCAUUUUAGGAAAUGCCUGCUUGUUUGUUUAUAGCAGUGUUGUGUUCACUGAAACCCCGAGCCUCUGGCUGCUCAAAACAGCCUCUUUAUUUAGUCUUUUAUCAGCCUUUGAUUUGAUAUGACAGGACACUUGCCCAGGGUGUUCAGUGGGUUCAAAACAUUAAAAAAAAAACCUAAAUUAUAGAGAAGUUAUAACUCUUUAAAGUGCCCCGGUGCAUUUUUUUAAACGUCUGACAGCCCUAACUCUGUCGUAUCGGUGGCGAAAAAAGCAGCUGUAAAUCAGAAGAUCCAGAGUGUAAAUCAAAUAUAAGUUGGAAUGAGGCCAUCAGUUAUGUCUGUUUAACUGCAAGUGUCCUCUUUGGACCCAAAUGGCAAUAACGAUGUGGUCAGUAUAGUCAUGAUGGAUGUACAUGUGUAUUGAGUCUUUUCUCUUUGAGAAACGUGUGUAUAUAUUAUUGGUAUGUUCGCUGUGCUUUCCAAUGAGACGGAGACGGUGUGAGCAUGUGUGUAUGUACGUCUGUACAAGUAGCUGCAUCUUAAAGAGUGUUUGUAAUUUGUAUAUAAAAGGAAAUGAGAGAGAGAGAGAGAUAGUAACUGUUUGUUCAGGACUGGCUGAAUUGGCUGCAUGGAAGUUAAUGUUCCAACAUGGUCUCACAGAAAUCCGUGAAAUAGCCACGGAUUGUUCUGACCGCUGGGACCUUGAAAGUUACGUGACUUGGAACAAAACAAUAGCCACGGGAUAUGACUGUCAUUAACUUGCAUUCUAGCGAAAUCCGUGUCAGUUUCACGGAAAUUUGAGUGAUUCCGUGGCUAAUCCACGGAUUUUGAGUUAAGCGAAAUCCGUGGCUAUUUCACGGAUUUCUGUGAGAUCAUGUUGGUUUGUUCCAUCGUUUGUGUAUCUGAGAAUUAUGAUUCGGAACAAAGCAAACGGAGAAGAAAUGCUGUUUACCCGUACAGAGUGAGGGGGAAUUAGCUAUUAGCCUUUUUCUGUACUGAAAUUACUUUAGUAUCUUCAAGGAUGCCAUUUUACCAGGUGGUUGACCCGGACCUCCACAUGAUCCUUUUUCAUCUGAGACUCAUUAAAGGGAUAAUUCUUUUAAGUGGGGCUGUACGAGGUACUUAACUUCAGUGUAUUACCUAAAGUAGAGGACGGUCGGCAUGCUGCUACUGCUGUGGACGGGGACAGCAGCAAAUAUAUCUUUGCAAACAUAAAAAAAAUGUGCUGUAUUUAGAAUACUUUACCUUGCUGUCAGACGUCCCUGUUUAAGUUUACUUGGGGAUUUAAAGCUGUUAUCUGUGCUCUCUUCAAAGCCACCACUCUACAGGUACAUCUCAAAAAAUUAGAAUAUUGUGAAAAAAAUUCCAUAUUUAUUGUCACUUAUUUCAGAAAGUGGAACUCGUAUAUUAUAUAGAUUCAUUACACAUAGAGUGAAAUAUUUCAAGACUGUAGUUCUUGUCAUUUCGAUGAUUAUGGCUUAGAGAUAAUGCAAACACAAAUGUCAGGCUUCUGAAAAGUCUCUUCAUUUCUAUGCAUCAAUACUUGGUUGGGCUCCUUUUGAAUCAUGAAUUACUGCAUUAAUACUUGGUGUCAUGGAGGAGAUCAGCCUACAGCACCAUGUUGCUUUUAUAGCAGCCUUCAGCUCAUCUGGUGUCUCUCACCUUCCUCUUGACAACAGCCCAUAGACUCCUAUGGGGAGUUUGCUGGCCAGUCCAGCCCAGUAACACCAUGGUCAUUGAAGCAGCUUUUGGUACCUUUGCCAGUGUGGGCAGGUGCCAAGUCCUGCUGGAAAAUGAAAGCAGCAUCUCCAAAGAGCUUGUGGAAGCAUGAAGACUCUAAAAUGUCCUGCUAGAUGGCUGCUAUGUUGACUGUGGACUUCAGAAAACACAGUGGACCAACAGCAGCAGAGGACAUGGCCCCAAACCACCACUGACCCAGGACCAGCAUAUUGAACUCUUUCACAAUAUUCUAAUGUUCUGAGUCACUGAGUUUUGGGUUUUCAUUAUUUCUAAGCCAGAAUAAUCAAAAUUACAACAAAAACAGGCUUAAAGUAUUUCACUCUAUGUGUAAUGAAUCUAUAUAAUGUAUGAGUUUCACUUUCUGAAAUGAUUGACAAAAAAUAUUGAACUUUUUCAUGAUAUUCUAAUUUUUUGAGAUGUGCCUGUAUAAUGACAAAAUCAGUCAUUUUACCUUUCAGAACACAGGAGUUACUGGUCUUCUUCCUCUGCCUUGAUCAGAUAGUUUGUUUGUGUUAAUGUGUGACUUUGGUGAAUUUAAAGUAACUCAUUAAAACACCAAAGUCACACACUAACACAAACAAACUUAUCGAGGCAGAGGAAGACCAGUAACUCCUGUGUUCUGCCAGGUAAAUUUACUGAUUUUUGUUGAAAAAGUCUGAUGGCAAUGAGAUAAAGCACAGAUCAAUAAUAUAGCUUCAGUUCCCCGUUGUUAAGAGCUGUCUGACAGCAACAUUAACCCUCUGGGUCCACUUGAAUUUACUAGCCUUCAGGUUGAAAAAUGUCCAUUUCCAAAAAAACGCGAUAAAAACUUUACAGAUUAAUAUUUUUUUCUGCAUAAACAUCUUAAACAGCUUCCACCCUGCUCAAAACUAUCAAAUGUUUACACAUUUUUGGCAUUUUAACCCUUUAAAUGCCACUUUGAUUGCACAAUGUCACUGAUGUUUUUUAUGGGGAAAAAACCCCACAAAAUGUACUGAUAUAUUUUUUUUCACUUUUGGUGUUAAAUUUUUCAAUCAACUUCAUUCCUGAUCAAAACUAUCAAAGAUUAAAAUAUUUAUAUUUAACAGUAAUAUUUUAUAGCGUUUUUUUGGAAGUGGACAUGUCUGAAAUCAAGUGGCCAUAAAGGGGUUUUUACAUUUUAAAUCUGACACUAAAAAAAAAAAUAAUGCAUCAAAAGCAAUUUUGUUUUGUUGUAAUCUUUGACAUAUUCCAAAACUGUGAUAAAAGCCAAUUCCCUAGCCAAAAAUGAUUUAUUAUAUGGAAAAUAACUACAUUUUUGUGUUUUUUUUCCUUUGGAAAAACAGUGACAUCGUGAUCAAACUCGCAUUUAAAGGGUUAAAAUCCUCAAAAUGAUUGAAUGUUUGGUCAUUUUUACAAGGCAGAAGUUGUUUAAGAGGUUUAUGCGGGAAAAAGUAGAAAAAAUAUUAAUUUUAAAAUGUAAAAUUUAAGUUUAAUAGCGUUUUGGAAGUGGACAUUUUCAGCCCGAAUGGUCUGAAAGGGUAGUAAAUUUGUAUACAGUGUAUUAUAGACCCAUUAGAAAAUUUUAAUUUUAAUUACAAAAUAUAUCAAGAAAAAAACCCUUCCAAAAAUCAUGCUAUUUGCAGUAUCACAGCCAAAAUGAUUGAAUGUUUGGUCAUUUUAACAAGGCAGAAGUUGUUUAAGAGGUUCAUGCGGGGAAAAAGUAGAAAAAAAAUAAUCUGUAAAGUUUUUAUAGCAUUUUUUUGAAACCUCCUUCCAAAAAUCAUGCCAUUUGCAGUAUCACAGCCAAAAUGAUUGCCAAAACAAAAUGAGAAAUGACAAAUAUGGCUGAAAAUGUCCCUAGUGAUACCAGAUGGUUAAGUGUAUGUAUUGUAAAUAAUACUUACAAAUCACUUAAAGUGAUUAUGUGUAUUUUAAAGGUGGGCUAAAAUACAUUUUGCUGCUGCCCGCUUCUCCAAACUUCUACUGUAGUUGACACACUGAGUAUGGAUAUACGCCUCAUACAACCCCACUUUAAUAAAUCCAAAUUAUCCCUUUAAAGGCCCCGUCAUCAUUCUCUAUGCAAUCAAAAUAAUGUUGCUUAUACAAGCGGCUGUCAAAACCCCUGAUACAACAUUUUUGAGGCAAAGUGGAUUUUGGCUUCUGCAGGAAUAACGGCGAUAAAGUCACAAGACUUGUAAAGUGAUUGAAAUAAUGUGGAGAAUAUAUUGUGAUGCUAAAUGGUGCUCUAAAAACCGCAAAUCACACACAAAUCACCUCAUCUGCUCAGUGAAUUAUUAUUAUGGCCUUAUUGUUUUCACUAAAUCAGUUAAAUCUGGUAUGAGCUUGCUACGUCUGCAUGUGUCCUGAGCUGAUCUCAUCCAUUUUAACGAGGGGCAAAAAGAGCAGCAGAUGACUCAGAAUCUGUUUUUGUUUUUUUUCUGUUGCUCUUGAUGUGUUGGAUUGUUUGGUCGAGUCUCUGAACAUUGCAUUGGAGGCAAGCUGGUUUUUAUUUUUCACGAGUUUUAGAUGGAGGAUACAAAAAGUAAAGAUACUGUUUGUCAGCUUUGACUGUGCCAUGUUGCUGCUGAGAGUCUUGUUUUUAAGUUUGGAAAUAAAGAAUGUACAUUCCCAUAAACUGGA
This is a messenger RNA of Centropristis striata (black sea bass), 8172 nucleotides long. RefSeq names its product zyg-11 family member, cell cycle regulator (gene zyg11). Lineage: Eukaryota; Metazoa; Chordata; Actinopteri; Perciformes; Serranidae. Gene Ontology annotation, molecular function: protein binding. Bases 448 to 2691 code for a protein of 747 amino acids. Gene Ontology annotation, cellular component: Cul2-RING ubiquitin ligase complex. The record is from RefSeq and is a predicted model, not a curated record. The transcript has 18 exons.